CUCGCUCGCUCGCUCGCUCGCUCUCUCAGCGCCUCAGAAUGUGGCUCUGGCAGCUUGGCGGCGCCAACGGGAAGCAGCCCCGGGCGGGACCGCGGCCCCUUCUCCUUCCCCCGCCUUCCCUGAAGCCGAGAGGCGGCUGAGGAGGAGGAGGAGGAGGAGGAAGCGGCGGGGAGGAGGAGGAGAGGAGGGGGAGGCGCGCGGGCCUGGCCCAGCGGUGGGGAUGUGCGGCCUGAGCGAGGGGCCUGAGCCUGAGCCGAGCGCGGGAAGAUGGCGGCGCCGGCCAAGCCCUCGGCCCCAGCGCCGGCUUCCACAUCCGCGAGCGGCGGAGGCGGCGGCAGCAGCAGCAGCAGUGGCGCGGCGGUACCACCAAGCCGAGGCCGGAGCCGGAGCCGGAGCCGGACGGGACGCGUGAGGCGGCGCUGCCAGUGGCUGGUCUCCUGGGUGCCCGUCAUCUUCAUCGCCAGCAUCCUGGCUUGGUCCUACUACGCCUACGUCGCCCAGCUCUGCAUCCUAACCAUGACAAAUAUUGGAGAAAAGGUGAUGUGCCUGAUAACAUACCAUAUAUUUAUCGUGAUGUUUUUGUGGUCUUACUGGAAAACAAUCUUUACGUUACCAAUGAAUCCUUCCAAAGAAUUCCACCUGACCUAUGCACAGAAAGAGUUCUUAAACAAAGAACCUAGAAGUGAAAUCCACCAAGAAAUUCUGAGAAGAGCAGCCAAGGACCUUCCCAUCUAUACUCGAACAAUGUCUGGAGCAAUCAGAUACUGUGACAGAUGUCAACUUGUAAAACCAGACCGUUGUCAUCAUUGUUCUGUCUGUGAUAAGUGCAUUUUGAAAAUGGACCAUCAUUGCCCUUGGGUGAACAAUUGUGUUGGGUUUUCCAAUUACAAGUUUUUCCUUCUUUUUCUGGCAUACUCUCUGCUAUACUGCCUUUUCAUUGCUGCAACUGAUUUACAUUAUUUUAUCCGAUUCUGGACAAAUGGCCUUCCGGAUACACAAGCCAAGUUCCAUAUCAUGUUUUUAUUCUUUGCUGCAGCCAUGUUUUCUGUCAGCUUGUCUUCUCUCUUUGGCUAUCACUGUUGGCUAGUCAGCAAAAACAAAUCAACAUUAGAGGCAUUCCGAGCGCCUAUUUUUCGACAUGGAAUAGACAAGAAUGCCUUUAGCUUGGGUUUCACCAAAAAUCUAAGACAAGUCUUUGGAGAUGAGAAAAAGCUUUGGUUGUUGCCUGUUUUUUCUAGCCAAGGAGAUGGGUGUUCCUUUCCAACCUGUCUUGUUAACCAAGAUCCAGAACAAGCUGUAUCUCCACCAGGACGUAGUAAUCUAAACAAAAAUGAGAAUAAUCCUCAUUUUCCUUCUAAACCAUUGCGAGAUUCCCAAAGCCACCUUCUUACUGAUAGCCAGUCUUGGACAGAAACCGGUGCAAAUGCUGAAAAGAACAAACUUGGUACAAGCAAUCCUGCACUAACAAUAGAAAAUGAAACUUAGUCUUGCAAGUAAAAACAAGAAAUCCUGGAUUUUCCAAUUCAGAAUUGUUGAUGAGAGGACGAAGGAUUCCUCCAUAACAUCAGCAUCCAUCCAACAGCUGUUCCCAUCCACUGUUGAGUGGAUCUGCUGCGAAGAUAAAUUCAAGACCUAAUGUCGCUGUGUCCGUAUCAUCGCUUGAAAUAUAAGAUGUGUUGCCAUCUCUACUGUGUAUCAAAGAAUGUUUUGGUCAAUGCAAAAUAAUGUUAAAAUCCAAAAAUGGGGAAGGCUUGAAAAUUGCAUGUCAGGAAAGCAGGAUGUCUUUAAGACAUACAGGACAAUAAUCUUUUGCAAACAAGGACAGGUUUUGUAUUGCUGUUGAUAGCUCAGGUGACUGUAAACAUUUUACAUAAAACCUGAAAAUGCUCUUGUGACCGUUCUUGAAUCUUUAAAUCAUAUCUAUGAUUUCUGCUUGCAAAUGACUUGUCUCCCUAGGAAUAUAUUCCCAAUUUUGGUUACUUGACUGGGAAGCCUGCUGGUAGUUCAGGCAUAAUGAUUGAACUACAUUCUUCUUCCUGUCUUCAGUUGAGUUAACAAUGCAGUUUUAUGCAAUUGCAGAUAGGUCAUCUUUUCCUCAGACCCUUUAUAAGCAAAUCACUUAUUUACUGCUAAGCUAUCAUUUAUCUUUAAUUCGUAAUAGAGAGGCAGUACAAAAUUUCACACUUAAUUUAUGUGCCUGGGACAUGCAUUUAAACAUGCUCAGGAAUUAUUUUUUUGUGAAACUGUAAAUAUAAGAUACAGCUCACUAUUUGGUUUUCAACCUUAAUAGAAACAUGGUUAAUAAUAUCAGAUUUUAAGAGCUUAACCUAUGUUCAUACCUGUAAGUGGCUGUUUAAAUUACACUAUGCGUUUUUCCAUUUGGAUUUAACAUUCCUGAAUGGCUGCAUUCCUCAUCGUUUUUCUCCUGACGAUGUAUAUACGAGGCCAUGUUGCACUCAUGCUUUUACACUACAGUCUGUAUUAAAUGAACAGCCAAGUGGGCUUUGCCGAGGCACAUCAUGAAUGAAACUAACAGUCCUCUAAGAUUUGGGGAUAGGGUUGUUUUUUUGUAGGAUCAUUUUUUAAAAAAGCAGCUUUAAGAUUUCAGAAAAUGUCUGAAGCCAAGGAAAUUGCAGUUUCACAAAUACGCUUUUAUCAGUGCCUUUGCAUACACACAUCCAGUGAAAUUGUAUACAUUUAAUGUGUUACAUAAGACAUUGCUGUUUACAUGAAAUCAGUGAUCCUAUUUAACUCUGAAAUAGUAUAUGGCAAGUGAUUAAUACCUAAGAAACUAACUGAGGAAAUUGUGAAACUCAUUCAGUGUCACAGCUGAAGAAGAGAAACUGCCGCUUUCAAAAUCAAUACGGAUUUUUGUAAUAGGCACGGGACAAGGCAGAUUUGUCUCCUUGGCUGUAAUGUUUCAGAAAACCAUUAUUUACUCUUUGUAGCCAAGUAAAUAGAAUCUGAUUUAUUUCAGAAUUAUUCUUCGGGGCGAUAGGGUUCUUUUAAAAUGAGAUGGUAUGAUAUCUCUCUAAUGAUAUGUGUGUGACCUUGAAAGACUUGUGUCCCCUAACAUUUUCAUCCCCAUGAAAAACCUUUGCAGGCUCAAUCACCAAAAGUGCCAGAAUAGGACUCUCAAGAGUUGGAAUAUCUGAGAACAAAACAGGGUGUGCUAUAGCAGUGUUUACACAGCAUACAUUAUGCAUUUUGCUGUCAUUCGUAUCCAUAGCAUCGUCUUCUCACUCAUUCAUUUUUGUGUUUGGAUUUGGAUGUAGUCACAAUAGGAAACUCCACAGCCAAGUUAAAGUAAUAUACUGUGAUGCAUUUCCAGUUGUGCAGAGCUGUAUUUAAUAGUUACUAGAACUCAUCCUUUAAAAGGGUCCAAGAUGAUGGAAGAAUUGGGAAUUCCUUGUUUCAUAAAUACGUUUCAUUAAAAUUCAGCUAACGGAGAACUGUAUAAAUAUUGCAUUCAGCACUGCUUCAUAUAAAAGGAGGCUGACAGCAUUUUGCCAUCUGUAUUUUCUAAGAAAGCAGAUUUCAUAGAUAGACAAUAUUCAUACAAAAUAUAGCCCUGUAGUGGAGAUGGCUCAUUAUGUUGUGAUGCACUUUUCCCAAGGUAUUACUUGUCAGAAUGAGAAGAUAGUGAAUGUAGCCUAGCAACAGGAACGGCUCUCAUACAUUUCUGUUAUUGCCUGGAAGUCAAUUUCAUUGCCAUCUUUGAGCAGUGGAACGUCCAAUUACGUGUAGGCUACUGUGGAGUUAUGAAUUAAAGAAAUAGUCAUGACAGUAAGUAGGUGUGGUGGGGGUUCCCCUUCUGGGGCUUUAAAAAAUUACUAUAUAAUGUCUUACUGGUGCAGAAGCAGACAGCAAGUUUUCCCUGUAGUAGAUGAAAAAGAAAUACAUUCACUUACUGCAUCAACUUUGGCUGUACAAGGGCACUUUGGGAGACUACAUUUUGGAUUAACUGAACAGGAGGACAGUCAUCCCACUAAGGAAACCUUAAUUCUAUUCAAUCAGUCUCUUGGCUAAGUUUGGAUAUUGGGCAAAUGCAACAAGGAUAUGUUUUAGAUGAUGCAUUGUUGUAGGGGUUUUCCUUCCUAGGCAAGAGAAAAGAUCCAGUUUGCCACCUGCCGGUUUUGUAAGUACUUGUGCAUAUAUAUAUAUAAAGAUUACUGGCCUCUUCACCAGGAGCAUGUCUGAUGAGACACACGAAGGAUUGAACUCAGUGGAUCUCAGCAGGAUAGCAUUGUAGAAUAUCGAGUCUUUGUUUGAAACCAUUUAUUGAGAUUGGAGUAGUCCAGUUUUGCAGCCCUGUUCUGCGGUUCCCCCAAUACAACCAACCUCCAAAAGGUGCCUCUGUGCCUAUUCCUUAUUUGUGGAGGAAGAAAGGGAUAGGCAGUUCAGAGGAGGAAAGUUCAGAGGGGAAUAAAAGAAAGACCGCUUCCUUCCCCUUGGAAUACAGACCAAGAUGUAGGGAGAUUUCUACCAGGCCAUACCCAUGAUCUUCAAUUGCACUUGUGAAAGUAGUAACAAGUCUGUUGUCAAAAACAGUUGGCAUGAUUGGAUAUGUAACAGUGAUUCAACCUCAGAGUUAUUUAACCAUAGGUAAGCAGAUACUAUAAUACUAGCAUUAUCCCCUCAGUCUUGCAGUAAUUAAUGUGCCAGCAAAAAAAGUAGGAUGCAACAUCUGCUCAAGGUAUUAUUCCUUUCGGUUCAUUUGUAACUGCCAGGCUUGUAACUACCAGAUGGCCUUACAAUUCCUACAGAUUUUUUAAAAUUCGAAGACAGAUUAAUAAGCGGUUUCUCAAUAUUUUAGCAGUAUUAACGUCUCAACUUCCAAUAUUGAAAACAAAGCAAGCAUUAAUGCUGUAGGUACAUUCCUGCUGCCAUUCUAGGAAAAUCAUAGUCUUCUGAUUUUGUUUUCUUGUUAAGGAGGUGAAUAAAUCAGUAAUUUUCUAUAUUGGCACCCUUUCCCAACAGUUGUUUUCAUAUGCAUGUGCAGGAAAUUUCCACCUCUCCACCCAAAAUUGACUGGAACAGAAGGGAUAUUUCCAAGACACCCCAAACGGCUAGCCUGAUCCUUUGCAUUUUCAUUUAUGACAUGCUUUAGCCAAUUAAGACUCAAAUUGAGACACCAGCAAAUUUGUCAGACCAUAAAGGUAGACAAUGGAAAAUGGGGGAGUUAGUCCUUAUAAAUUUUUCUAUGACACUGGUGAAAAAACUAAGCCUUUAUGUUGAAAAAUUUCAGGGAUUUCAAUAAUUCCUCUAUAUUUAGGAGGAAAUAAAGCUGAGUAGUGAAAGCAGAAAUCUCAACUGCUGUAAUAAACCUAUUACUGGUAUGAUUUUUUUAAGAUUAAGAUUUUUGUGUAUCGUUCCAAAUACCUUUUGCUAUUUUCAUGGAAGGAACUCCUCUUUGAUUUUGUGGCAAUUUGAACUAGUUAAAAUGCAGUCUGAGGUAGGAAUGUGUUUUUUCCCCUAUCUCGGAGUUGUCAGAGUGCCAAAACUGCCAGUAUGGAAAGUUAGGAAUUGUUGAUUAAUAGACCUGAAUAGUAAUGUGGAGUGGAGUCAUGUGAUUCACACAAAAAUAUAAUAUAUAUUUUUAGGGUGUAGUUCUGAUGUUUUAAAAAAGAUCUUGCAAAGAUGACAGCAAGCCAUAAUAAUGUAUGACUUGAGAAGGAACCAGCACUGGAGAUCAAAUGUACACAGCUGAAAUUAUGCAUUAGGUAGGCAAAACAUUUAAAAGUGAGCAUCCUGAGAAGCACUAUAUGUGAAUGAGCUCAGGAUAAAAUCAUCUUACUUUGAAGGAACAGCAGUUUCCACUUUCAUAGCAAGUCUCAUUCGUUGGUGGGUGAAGGUGGAAGGAGGAAAGCGAAAUGCGGUUUGCUCCACAGCAGCUAGCGCAAGUUAUUUAAGUGGCUCUAUUAAUAAUGCUUUAUGUGAAUACUAGGUGCAUGUUUGUGUGUAGAAUGGCUUUUGAAGACCAAUAUUGUACUGAGUGAAUACUGCAAAUUAACCUUGUGGGAUACUCAGGAUAUUGUGAGUGGAGAAGCUUCCCUUCACACCUCCAAAGAAUCCGUUCUUGAGGACACAGAUGACAUUUUUGCACCGCUCCUCGUUUUGUUUGCUGCUCCUCUCCUUUGAUUUCUUCACUAACGGUGGCGGGAUCCCCGAACCAGAAUGAAGAGUCCUAGCUUCCAAAUAUUCUGCUCCAAAAUGGCUUUGCAUUGUCAUUCCUAUAAAGAAAAACAUUCCCAACACUUGCCUGAGUACGUGUAACAUCGUACAUAAUAGCUACAGUGUUUGCACAGAGUGGGAUGCUUCUUGCUUCGCUUUUCUUUUGUACUUUGUAAAGCGGUAUAUGUAUUUUUGUAUCACAUAACUUGCUGGAAAACAAAUUAAAACCUUUAAAACAAAUUA
Anolis sagrei ordinatus is the source of this 6417-nucleotide messenger RNA. RefSeq names its product zinc finger DHHC-type palmitoyltransferase 2 (gene ZDHHC2). Gene Ontology annotation, molecular function: palmitoyltransferase activity. NCBI's taxonomy places the organism in Eukaryota, Metazoa, Chordata, Lepidosauria, Squamata, Anolidae. The record is from RefSeq and is a predicted model, not a curated record.